Molecule: messenger RNA, 1020 nt
Organism: Zasmidium cellare ATCC 36951
Lineage: Eukaryota; Fungi; Ascomycota; Dothideomycetes; Mycosphaerellales; Mycosphaerellaceae
Exons: 3
Coding region: 1-1020 (339 amino acids)
Source: RefSeq, a predicted model, not a curated record
AUGUCUCAAGAAGCGAAUGGCCAGCAUCUGUUGGUGGUCUUAGGCGCUACUGGAAACCAAGGCAAAGCAGUAUUGCGCCGAUAUACGGAGUCUCAACUCAACCCGGGCAUGAGAUUGCGUGGAGUAACACGCAACACAGAGUCCUCGACAGCAAAGGAGCUUCAGGACUUGGGGAUUGAAAUGGUCUGCGCUGAUCUUGACGAUCUGCCUUCGCUCAAGGCUGCUUUUACUGGCGCAACUCACAUUUUCGCCACCACGGAUUCCAAUCGCUUGAUUUUCGAAGCUAUCAAACAACCGCACGUGCUCAAAGAGGGACAAACGCCGCGCUUUCACGCUCGAGCGAUCGAAUUGAGGCAUGGUGCCAACAUCGCCGAAGCCGCCGCUUCUGUGCCUGGUUUGCAAAGGAUAUUGUGGAGCAGUCUUCCCAGUCCAAAGAAGUGGAGUCAGGGGCGAUACUCAAAGGUCUCGAUGUUUGAUACUAAGGAAGACAUUUACGAAAUCCUGAAAUCUACACCUGAGCUUCAGGAUAAGUUGAGCGUACUUCUGGUGGGCUUCUAUGCUACUAACGCUCUCCACGUCCCAGAUAUGUACGGCCCUCAGCGGAAAGCCGACGGUGGCUAUGAGCUAGCUUUACCGAGGUCUGGCGAUGUGGCGGUACCGAUUGCAGAUCUAGAUUCCGACAUGGGACACUGGUGUCACGCGUUAUUUCACACGGAGCCGGGAACCAUCUUGGUUGGGGCGACUGAAGUUCUCACGUGGAAGCAGUGGGUUGAUUUAUGGGCUCGGGCAAACCAAGUCACUGCUCGCUAUCGUCGAGCUACGUCUUCCGAGUAUGCCGCUAAGAUCGAAGGCAUAAGUGAUGCUGUACUGGAAGAGUUUGCAUUUGUGGAGGAAUAUGGCUUUACAGGAGGCAACCCUCAAGCCGUGUACCCGGAUGAGCUUCGAAAGCGUGGUGUAUCCAUUCCACGCUCAUCGGUGGAAGAACAGAUUAGGAAUUGUGACUGGUCGUCCAUUCUGUAA